Messenger RNA from Drosophila obscura, 1645 nucleotides. RefSeq names its product acyl-coenzyme A thioesterase 9, mitochondrial-like. NCBI's taxonomy places the organism in Eukaryota, Metazoa, Arthropoda, Insecta, Diptera, Drosophilidae. The record is from RefSeq and is a predicted model, not a curated record. Bases 155 to 1516 code for a protein of 453 amino acids. The transcript is spliced from 4 exons. Gene Ontology annotation, molecular function: fatty acyl-CoA hydrolase activity. Gene Ontology annotation, cellular component: mitochondrion. Gene Ontology annotation, biological process: acyl-CoA metabolic process.
AAGUUCUGCUCUGAAUACUCCUUUCGUUGCCAUUGUUCGUUCUCUAUGUUGUCCACACGCAUGCGAUUGUGGCCCACUGUGCCAGUCAGCUGUUUCAGCCAGCAGUUUUUGGAAUUUUUGCAGACACAAAAGUUGAAUUUAAAUAAAACUAAAAAUGCUGCGUUCGCUGUUGGGAGCACAAAAGUGCUGGAGUUUGGUCAGCAGAACUGCUGGCCAGAGCAGACAUCUCAUCGAGAUGACCACAAGGGUGUCGCCCGCUGCCUGGACGCUGUCCAGACGGCACUACUCACCGCCCACGCACAUCAAGCAAUCGGCGGUGCCCAAUGAUUCCGGGACCAUGGCCGAGAUCAAACUGGAGAUGAUGAAGAGAUUGGGCCUGGAGCCGGGCUAUAAUCCGCUGCCCAAGUCACGCGAGCAUUUACUCAAGUACCAGCCCAAGCUGGAGGACCUGCCGGCACGCGCCAUGCAGGACUCUUUUACGUCGGCCAUUCUGCCCCUGAGCACGGACCGUACGCUGCAGGACAAGUAUGUCAACUAUCUGGGCAGUGUGCGCCUGGGCAGGCUGUUGGAGGAUAUGGACAUGUUUGCAGCCUGGUGCUGUCACAAGCAUUUGAAGCUGCCCCAUCUGCCGGAGGGUGUGCAUCUGCCAUAUACGUUUGUCACCAUACUCGUGGAUCGCAUCGAUUUUACCAAGCUGCAGGCCUCCGGCACCGAGGAUAUUCGUCUCUCCGGUCAUGUCUCCUGGGUGGGCACCAGCUCCAUAGAAGUUGUGGUGUGGCUGGAGCAAAUGGUGAAUGGUAGCUACAUGAAACUGACGCGAGCACUUUUCCUGAUGGCCGCCAGGAAUGCAAUCAACACGGCGGCUGCUCCAGUCAACCCCAUCCAGCCGGCCAACGAGGAGGAGAAGGUUAUCCUGGCCGGAGGCAAAGAUCGCAAGCGUCAGCGCCAGAUCCGUUGCGCAGAGUCCGUCUUCAAUGUGGAGCCCAACGAUCCCGAGCAGACGCUCAUGUAUCAGCUGUACAAACGGACCACGCCCAGCACCACGCUGGAGCUGAACAAGCGCAUUCUGCCGCCAAAUAGCCGCUGGAUGUCGGACUCGUUCCAGAUGAGCACCAUACCCUCAUUCCCGGAGCAUCGCAAUCACCAUAACCGAGUCUUUGGCGGAUUUCUCAUGCGUAGCGCGAGCGAGAUAAGCUGGGCGGCCGCCUUUCUCUACUGCAAGAAGCGGCCCAAGCUGGAGCACAUCUCCGACAUCAGCUUCGAGAAGCCAGUGGGUGUGGACAGCUUCAUCAAGAUGACCGCAUAUGUGGUCUACACGAACCUCAACUAUAUGCAGAUCAUGACCGUGGCGGAUGUUCUGGACACGCAAACGGGCAAUCAGGUCACCACGAACACAUUCUACUACACCUUCUCGGCGCCGGAUACAGUCACAGAGGUGCUGCCACGCUCGUACCACGAGACCAUGUGGUACAUACAGGGCCGUCGCAAGUUUGAGGCCAGCAUGGGCCUGAAGUAGACAACUGUAGUAAAACAUAACCCAAUGAUAAUUAACCGAGGCUACAUAUAUGCAUAUAUGAUAUGAGAUAAUUGAUAUUCCCUGUUCUUCUGUCCAAUGUCUUAAUAAAGUGUAAUCCUCUAAUCUGAU